Cornus florida is the source of this 567-nucleotide messenger RNA. RefSeq lists its product as uncharacterized. The transcript has a single exon. Bases 125 to 490 code for a protein of 121 amino acids. Gene Ontology annotation, biological process: seed dormancy process. NCBI's taxonomy places the organism in Eukaryota, Viridiplantae, Streptophyta, Magnoliopsida, Cornales, Cornaceae. The record is from RefSeq and is a predicted model, not a curated record.
CACCUCUUGCUAUACUGGACUCGUCAUAAAAAAAAAAAAAAAAAAAAAGAAAAAAAAAAAGAAAAAAGAAAAAAGAAAAAAAGUGUUCCAUAAAUAAUUUUUGGAGUGUGUGAGAAAUAUAAAAAUGGCGAAGAGCAAGGAUGAUGUAAAGUAUGGAACAGCACAAGCGAAGCUAUCAGAAGAUGAAAGUUUGAGGGUGAGAUACAAGGCAGGCACCCCACUUGAAGGAGGGAAGAUUGUGGACUCUGAACCGGUUGAUCUCUUCUCCAGUGCUCGCAACACCGAUCAAGGAGGGAAGAUUGCGGACUCUGAACCUGUUGAUCUUUUCUCCAGUGCUCGAACCUCGACACCUCCUCUAAACAAGGGGGCCAAACAUCUGACCCCACCCCUCCACACGACCGUGCAACUCCAGGAGGAGACAACGCUGCUCCCACCACCACCACCACAUCUGGUUGAUGCAUGCAUGAGCAGGAACCAAAGGAGAGAGUAAUUCGAGUGAUUGUAUUUAUUUCUUUUUUCCGCAGUUAAGACUUAAUUUAGAGUUAGUUUAUACAAAAUAUACUGCAU